This is a messenger RNA of Aspergillus homomorphus CBS 101889, 2092 nucleotides long. Its product is annotated as Zn(II)2Cys6 transcription factor. Gene Ontology annotation, biological process: DNA-templated transcription; regulation of DNA-templated transcription. Lineage: Eukaryota; Fungi; Ascomycota; Eurotiomycetes; Eurotiales; Aspergillaceae. Gene Ontology annotation, molecular function: zinc ion binding; DNA binding; DNA-binding transcription factor activity, RNA polymerase II-specific. The coding region runs from base 1 to 1827 and encodes 608 amino acids. The record is from RefSeq and is a predicted model, not a curated record. The transcript has 3 exons.
AUGGAGCUCACCUGGCUGGUAGACAGCCCACAGACUCGGUCUCGCAAAAGAGCUUUAAGAGCCUGCGACCGUUGUCAACGGCGAAAGAAACGCUGUCAUCAUAUUCUUAUGCAGCUAAACCCCACUCGUGUACGUCGAAGGCGACUUGCGGUUGAUCUGGUAGAUGGGCAAAGUCAAUCUCGCCCUGGGAUCUCCACGGAUAAGCCACUAGGCACGAGCGUGCCCGGCCGCUUUGUUGGUGAGAUGAACCCUGAGGUCGCCAUUCGAGAAAGGCUGGCGGUGGGUGCCGGUUCCGCUUCACUCCGCAACCGCGUGGGGCUCUGGAUUCCAUUCUCCGCCGUGGAGACAGGGCGGCCAUACCUGGAAGAUGUUGCCAAUGUCGACCAACGGCCCUUCACCCACCAGGUCAUCGAGGCCGGGUAUACAUACCCGCCGCAGGAGUUCGAGGGCUUGAUUCGACGACGGCACGAGUCUGCACUCCAAGCCUCGAGGCCACUGCCUGCAUCUACCCGUGCCCUGUUGUUUGCCAUUUAUUUCUCCCAGGUUCACCAUAUCUUGCCCACUGUCGAGCCGGACGUCCCCGUUACCUCCCCAUUCCUCGAGCGGGCCAUCUGUCUCGUGGCCGCCAAGGCGCGAGCCGCAGCCCCACAUCUCUAUCUAUGCGACAACGGCGCAUUGGCCUCACCUCGCGACUUCUGCUCACAAAUUUACACCGGACUCAAAGACGCGAUCUUCGAAGGGUUGAAGCGGGAUCGCAUCACCCGGAUCCGAGUGCUCGCCUUGAUGGCGUUGCAUUGCGAGGACUCGGAAGGCUCCGAAGCAGCGUCCAUGCAUCUAUCGCAGGCCAUCCACCUAGCCCAGACAAUCGGUUUGCACCUCAAGCAGCCGAGUAAUAGCGACAGGUCGUGUCCUCACUUGUUCUGGAGUUUAUGGGCCUUGGACAAGCUCCUGGUUUCGAUGUUCGGUCGGCCUGCGUUGAUCAUAGAUCAUGAUGUCAGUGCGGAGAGACCCGGCAAAUUGAUGGACUCGGCCAAGGCCUUCAAGGGCGCGUUCGAGAUCUGGUUCUCAAUCUCACAGCUGCUCUUGGAUGCCAUUCGUCUCUAUCGGCCGGGCACCGAGACUACCGUCGACCUGGGGAUCUUCCCGAGCUUCGAGGAAGUCGUCGGGUCUAAGGUCGAGAGCCUGGAUUUUGCCACCCUCGCGUUCCUGGAACUCUCUUACCAUGCAGUAGGGAUUGUCUUUCACAGAACAAUUGACUCAACCGUAUCUGAGCAGAGCAAUUCAGCACAGAUCCAGCGGGGCCUAGCGGCCACGUGUAUACAGUCCAUUGUGGCCAAGAAAUGUACCCAUGACCUUCCGCCGCUGCCUAUUAUCUCAUAUGCAGUCUCACUGUCAAUGAGCGUCUCCUAUCGGCACUACCGGUCCAGCAAUCUCAUCACGCACCGAAGACGAGCUGCGACAGACAUCGAAACCUGUUGUACUUUGCUCGAGGGCUUGAGUGUCUCGUGGUACUCUGCCGAAGCGAUGGCCCGAUUGGGCCGUAAGGCUCUCCAGCAAAUCCGCGAGAGUGAUCCGGGCUUGAAUAGGGAUACAGUACCUACCUUACCCUCUGUACAAACAACUCAAAAUAAGCGUGGUCAAGCGGCUCCCAUACCAUCUAGAGGCGGAGAGGGUAGUCUGUCGAUAGACGCGACUUGUGUACCCUUUGCACAGCAUUCCGUCGAUUAUCCUCAUGGAGGGGACCAAGGUUUGGCGUUCGGUGAUAUGGCUGAUCUUGAUAUCGCAUUCGACGAUUUCUUGGAUCUUUCACUGCCAACCAAUUUUUGAUCUGUCUCGUGUCUUUUCGGGCGUGGAGUCGAGUCCCAACGAGUAGCAUACAAACCAGCUUGUCAAAGCUGUCCGGCUCAAUAAAUGAGCAAGCGAGGUCUACUUAGUGGAAUAAGAGGUCCUGCUUCAGCACAGACAAUGCAUAACAUUCGCAGACUUAGGCUACAGUUCCCUCACUGCGAGUUGCGAUGGUCACUGAUCUGUAUUCCCAGAUCUUUUCCCAGAGGUGCCAGUCUCGCUUUUAGCUUUUUUACUAUACAUGGAC